Molecule: messenger RNA, 2107 nt
Organism: Alosa sapidissima (American shad)
Lineage: Eukaryota; Metazoa; Chordata; Actinopteri; Clupeiformes; Clupeidae
Product: glutathione hydrolase 6
Exons: 4
Coding region: 125-1969 (614 amino acids)
Cellular component (GO): extracellular exosome
Source: RefSeq, a predicted model, not a curated record
UUGUUCCCGUUCCUAUGCAGGUGAAAAGCAGGAAGUGGUAGAGGUAAUAAAAUCAAACCUGAGGAAGCACUGGUCACGCGAAAAUGUAAAAUACUAUUCGAGUAAACAUUUUCAACUUGACAAAAUGUUUGACGCUGUUCGUUACGAAAAGCUACCAAGUGAUAUUACAGAAGAAACUAAAUGGGGCAAACAAGAAAGUGACGGAGAGGAGGAAGGGGGCGAGGCAGUAGUCCACCUGCUUUCAGUGCCUGGCCGUCAGAGGGGAAGCUGUCGGGGAAAGCGAGAGACGUGUCUGCGCAUAACAGCCACACUCGUCCUCCUGGCCGUUGUGUUGGGCUUUGUCCUCUGCGAGUGGUCUGGCUGUGGAGCGGAGGAGCAGGGGAGUGGGGAGACCCAGACGACACACGCUGACAAGGGCAGCGAAGGACACAGACACCAUCACCACCACCACCACGGAGAUGAUGAUGAUGACAAUGAUGAUGAUGAUGAUGAUGAUGACCAUGACCAUGACCAUGAAGAACACAGUGACCACCACAGUCACACUGGUUCUCUUUUCCACCAUGCUGCCAUCAUCACCAGCUCUGCUACUUGUUCUAGGGCCGGGAGGAAACUUCUCCAGAAUGGAGGGAACAUAGUUGAUGCAGGCAUUGCAGCGCUCCUUUGUCUGGGAGUAGUCCACCCCCAUUCAGCCGGCAUAGGUGGCACCUUUUCAGCUAUUUUUUACAACCAUACGACUAAAUCUCUGAAGGCAAUUCAACCCUCAUCCCCAAAGAACAAUAUAACCACGUAUGGCAUUCCUGCCAUUUUGCCAGGAAUCAAAUAUUUCCAUGCCCAGUAUGGGAAUUUGGAGUGGGCCAGGCUAUUUGAGGAUGCCAUAAGGCUGGGCAGGGAUGGAUUCCAAAUUGACCAUAUUCUCGCCUCGGCUCUGCUGACUAAUGAGAGCCGGAUUGUCCAAUCAAAGCUGUGCAUUCUGUUCUGCGAUGAGAGUGGCCGUGUGAAAUCUGCGGGCUCGAAUGUCACCAACCGAAAUCUAUCAGAGCUCUUGCGCAGUGUCAGCCUGAAUGACUCUUAUUUCCCGGAAAUGCUGGCCAUGAAAUUGGCCAGGGACCUCUCCCCGGCAGAAAGGCCAGAUUUUGUCCGAGACGUUCUGCGCGUCACAGGAGAAAUCAAUGGCCCCCUUAUCGCCAAAGAAGAAAAAUACACCCUCCUCGCCAGCUCUCCUCCUUUCUCAGGUUCUGUCCUAUCAGAUGCAUUAGAGCGAGCCACCGAGCUGAUCCACUCUCUGCACAAUCGCACAGAUCUUAACAGCUCUGUCCCUUCCCUGAUCAGUCUGCUCAAGUUAGCUAAGGAGAUAUAUAACACUAGUCAGGCAGAGGAGAAUGGGAGUCCAGCAGAGAGGCUUGCUUUGAGCGUAGCCAGCUCUCAGAUUGGGGUUCUGCACAGCCAAGGUCAUUUUCUGAUUAUUUCGGCAUCACUCAACAGCCCCUGGGGGUCUGGGCGUUACUUGCCGUCUGGCGGCUUCAUUCUGAGUGAUUUUGUUUCCAAAAUGGGCGCUGGUGUCCCACUGUUGAACUUCCCUUUGAUUAUAAAGAUUAAAAACAUGGAUGAUGACAGCGACGAUGAUGAUGAUGUACAGAUCAUUGCUGUUACCGGGGGACUCUCGGCUCUGCUGAAUGCUGGUCAGAUCUUAAACAGGUUGGACCGUGGCAUAUCUUCUCAAGAAGCAGUGCAGGAUCCACUCUUGCAUUUUGCCCAGGGAAGCACUGAAGGAUCUGUGACUGUGUGUGUGUCCUCCAUGUCAAAUGGCACAGACACAGUCUCCAUCCUGUCGCAUGAGGAAGAUGGCGGUGGGCAGCCGACGGACAGAUGCACUGAUGAGGACUCCACCGCCAUGCUGCUGCAGCUGCACGCAGAGCACGUGAGAGCGUACGGAGCCCCCGCAGUCAAAACGCACACCGACGGGUUCUAAUGGCAAACAUUAUCAAUGCAAAUAAUCAGACUCACGUGCACACCCACAACAAAUACACACACAUACAGUACUCUCUCUCUCUCACACACAUACACACACACACACACACAUGCGAACACACACAAACACACACAACCU